UCCGUCUACGUCGGUCGCCAAGAGAGUCAUCGUCAUCGUCGUGGUCUUCUCUCCGCCUCCCCACCUGAAACCUGACGGUGCCUACCCGAACCCUGGCGAGGUCGGCGGUUGGUUCCUUCUCGCCGUCGAACGGUAAACAAUCUGAGUUCCCGUCGUCAUGGAUCUUGCCGGCCUUGUCGUCGUUCUCCGUUCCGCGCUUAGCCACACUUGCGAGGAGCGCAAGGCCGCCGAGGAGAGCCUCAACCAGUUACAAUAUACACCACAGCAUUUGGUGAGGGUACUGCAGAUCAUAAUAGAUGGUAGUUGUGAUAUGGCUGUGCGACAAGUGGCCAGCAUUCAUUUCAAAAACGUUGUGGCUAAACACUGGUCACCUCAUGAGCCUGGGGAGCCCUGGAAAUUACCGGAGAGUGAUAAGAGAAUGGUCCGUGAUAAUAUCAUUGAAUUUAUUGCUCAAGUUCCUUCAUUGUUGAGAGCACAACUUGGAGAAUCUAUAAAAAUUAUGGUCCAAGAUGAUUACCCAGAACACUGGCCAAGUCUUCUCCACUGGAUAAAAUGCAACUUACAAUUGCAAGAUCAGCAAGUUUUUGCAGCUUUAUAUGUACUGAAGGUUUUGUCUGGGAAAUAUGAGUUCAAGUCUAACAAUGAGCAAACACCUUUUUAUCUCAUUGUUGAGGAAACAUUUCCUCUUCUUUUGAACAUAUUCAACAAACUUGUUCGGAUUGUUAACCCCUCAAUUGAUGUGGCUGUUCUUAUCAAGUUUAUAUGCAAAAUAUUCUGGUCAUCCAUAAAUUUAGACAUCCCACACCAGCUACUUAACCCCAAAUUGUUUAGUCCAUGGAUGGCCUUAUUUUUGAAUUUAUUGGAAAGACCUGUUCCUUUGGAAGGUCAACCAUCUGAUCCUCAUCUCAGGCAAUCUUGGGAUUGGUGGAAAGUCAAGAAGUGGACAAUUCACAUCUUAAAUCGUUUGUCUACUAAGUUUGGGGAACUGAAGCUUCAGAAGUCAGAGAGAAAAAUGUCUGCUCAAUGGUUUCAAAAGAGUUAUGCUGUCAAAAUUUUGGGACGCUACCUGCAUUUGCUUAAUGGUAUUCGUACAGGCAGUUAUCUGCCUGAUAGAGUUAUAAACCUUAUAUUUCAAUUUCUUUACUUCAGUAUUUCAGAGUACAAUACUUAUCACUUGCUGCAACGACAGCUUGACAUUGUUCUUUUUGAGUUAAUCUUUCCUCUAAUGUGUUUCAAUGAGAAUGAUCAAAAGUUAUGGAUUGAAGAUCCACAUGAGUUUGUCAGGAAGGGCUAUGAUUAUAUUGAAGAUCUAUACAGUCCUCGAAUAGCAGCCGUGAAUUUUUUGAUCGAAUUAGUGAGCGAGGAUGAGAAAACAAACCUACAAAAGUUUAUUCGUUUUAUUGCGGAGAUAUUUAGGAGAUAUAAUGAGGCACCUAUUGAAUAUAAACAAUAUGGUCAGAAAGAUGGUGCUCUUUUGGCUAUAGGAGCAUUAUGUAAUAAACUUAAGCAAUCUGAGCCUUAUAAGUCAGAGAUAGAGCUCAUGUUAGUUCAACAUGUUUUUCCAGAGUUUGCAAGUCCCGCAGGUCACCUUCGAGCAAAGGCAGCAUGGGUUGUGGGGCAAUAUGCAGAUAUCAACUUUUCUAACCAGAUCAAUUUUCGGAGAGCCUUUCACUGUGUUGUUUCUGGAAUGCGGGAUCCAGAGCUUCCCGUGCGUGUUGAUUCAGUUCUUGCUUUGCAUGCAUUUGUUGAAGCUUGCAAAGAUCUAAAUGAGAUCCGGCCAAUUCUUCCUCAAUUACUUCAUGAUAUUUUUAGAAUUAUGAAUGAAGUUGAGAAUGAGGACCUUGUCAUAACUGUUGAGAGCAUCGUGGGCAAGUUUGCUGAAGAAAUGGUUCCAUAUGCUUUCAGCUUGUGCCAGAAUCUGGCUGCUGCAUUUUGGAAAUGCUUCAAUAUCUCUGAAAGAAAUGACGAGGCUGAUAAUUCAGGUGCUUUAGUUGCUGUGAGUUGUUUGCGUGGCAUCAACAUAAUCCUUGAAUCCAUUUGCAGUCUUCCUAAUCUUUUUGUUCAAAUUGAGCCUAUUUUACUUCCUAUAAUGCAGAGAAUGCUGACUAUUGAUGGUCAAGAUGUUUUUGGAGAAGUUCUGGAAAUUGUCUCCUAUAUUACAAUGUUUUCCCCAACAAUCUCAUUGGGCAUGUGGAGUCUUUGGCCUUUAAUUCUAGAAGCCCUUGGAAAUUGGGCAAUACAUUUCUUUCAGAACAUGCUUGUUCCGAUGGACAACUAUAUAUCUCGGAGUACUGCUCAUUUUCUUGCAUGCAAAGAUCCAGAUUACCAGCAAAGCCUGUGGAAAGUACUUUCAAGAAUCAUGUUAGAUAGAAACAUGGAAGACAGUGAAAUUGAGCCUGCACCUAUGCUGAUUGGAGCAGUAUUCCGAAAUUGUAAAGGCCAAGUGGAUCAGUGGGUUGAGCCUUAUUUGAGGAUUACAAUUAAUCGAUUGCAUCAAGCAAAGAAGCCGUAUAUGAAGUGUCUUCUGAUGCAAGUGAUUGCUGAUGCUCUUUACUAUAACACUUCUUUGACUCUUGGGAUGCUAUAUAAGCUUGGCAUUGUUUCAGAUAUUUUCAAUCUGUGGUUCCAGAUGCUGCAAGAAGUUGGAAAGAAUGGUAUAAGUGUAAACUUUAGAGGGCUACAUGAUAAAAAGGUUUGCUGCUUGGGAUUAAUUUCUCUUCUUGGCCUUCCUACGGACCACUUGUCUGGUGAAGCUUUAGAACACGUCUUUAAAGCAACACUUUAUCUUCUAAUUUCUUAUAAGAAUCAAGUUGCAGACGAGGAAGAAGAAGAGUCUGAAUGUAAAGAAAUGGAAGAUGAUGCUGAGAAUGGAGAUGAAGUGGCUAGUCUAAAACUUCAGAACUUGGCAACAGAGAAUCAGAAGAGAAGAGUUCAGUCAAAUGAUGAGACUGAUGAUGAUAACAGCCAUGAUAAUGACUUACAAUCACCAAUUGAUAAAGUUGAUCCUUUCAGUUUCUUUAUUGAAACCAUUCAAGCUGUGCAAGCUUCAAACCCUACCAGGUUUCAGAACCUGAUCCACAACCUGGAUUUCCACUAUCAAACUCUUGCAAAUGGCAUUGCUCAAUAUGCUGAGUGGAGGAGAGCAAAUAUCAAGAAAAACAAGCUGAGACAAGGCAGCAACUCAGUAAAAAUCAACAUCCCUCCUCUUCAUAGUGUCUCACUAAUUCCUAAAUGGAGGAAGAAUGUGGGUAGCUAGUGCUGUGCCAUUUAUCAUCUCCUCUGCAGUCUUCCAUGUUUGGAGUUUAUUCUUUUGACCACCCAAGGUGGGUAUUGUUAGACCUCUGUGUACACAUUUAGAGUGAAGGGCGUAUUUGUUA
Molecule: messenger RNA, 3377 nt
Organism: Musa acuminata subsp. malaccensis (wild Malaysian banana)
Lineage: Eukaryota; Viridiplantae; Streptophyta; Magnoliopsida; Zingiberales; Musaceae
Product: importin beta-like SAD2
Biological process (GO): protein import into nucleus
Cellular component (GO): cytosol; nuclear envelope
Molecular function (GO): small GTPase binding
Source: RefSeq, a predicted model, not a curated record